Pogonomyrmex barbatus (red harvester ant) is the source of this 1589-nucleotide messenger RNA. RefSeq names its product beta-parvin (gene parvin). Gene Ontology annotation, biological process: substrate adhesion-dependent cell spreading; cell projection assembly; actin cytoskeleton organization. Gene Ontology annotation, molecular function: actin binding. Gene Ontology annotation, cellular component: cytoplasm; actin cytoskeleton; focal adhesion. The record is from RefSeq and is a predicted model, not a curated record. Lineage: Eukaryota; Metazoa; Arthropoda; Insecta; Hymenoptera; Formicidae.
AUUUAAUUGUUAGGCAUACACACACAAUUUUUCAUUACGUAUAGUAUCUCUAAAUGUUCCUUGCUACAAUCUAUUGUCACGCGUAAAAUAAUGUAGAUUUAUUAUGAAGCAUUCUGUAUGUGAUACAAGAAGAACAAGGAGGAGAGAAGAAAAAUUUCAAUAAUGGCGUCCCCUCGACCCAAGUCACCACGAAUCCCGGUUUCCACAAAGAAAGAGGACAAAGAAGAAAGCUUCUGGGAUAAAAUUGGAACGCUCGGGCGAAAGAAACGUAUCAAGGAAGUGAAAGAUGUGCAGGAAGAAGGGAAAUAUGCGAUUGACUCGCCUGGAUAUGCCGCGAACCCUGACAUGCCACCAGAGGAAUAUGCUCUUGACGAAAAUGAAGAACGUUCCAUGAUAGAGCCGAAAUCUUUAGAAGAUUCCAAACUACAAGAAUUGAUAUUUGUUUUAAUUGAAUGGAUCAAUGAUGAAUUGGCUGAUCAGCGAAUUAUUGUAAAAGAUAUCAUAGAAGAUCUUUACGAUGGACAAGUGCUACAAAAACUUUUGGAAAAGCUGACGGGCGAGAAAUUGGAUGUACCUGAAGUAACUCAAUCCGAAGAAGGACAAAAACAAAAACUCGCUGUUGUUUUAUCCACUGCUAAUCGGGUACUAGGUCGAUAUCCCCCUUACAAAUGGAGCGUCGAAUCUAUACAUUCGAAAAAUAUUGUUGCGAUUCUUCAUCUACUAGUUGGCUUAGCGCGGCUCUUUCGCGCUCCUGUUAGAUUACCGGAAAGAGUUGCAGUUCAAGUGGUUGUGGUACGUAAAAAAGAUGGCCAGUUGAUACACAGAACGAUAAGAGAAGAAUUAACAACGACGUAUGACGAUUUGGGUAUGCGUUGCGAGCGUGAUGCAUUUGAUACUCUUUUCGAUCACGCGCCUGACAAAUUGGCUGUUGUAAAGAAAUCUUUGGUAACGUUCGUGAAUAAGCAUUUGAGCAAGGUACAUUUAGAAGUGACCGAUUUGGAUACUCAGUUUCACGAUGGUGUCUUCCUGAUUUUGUUACUUGGUCUCUUGGAAGGUUUCUUUGUUCCAUUGGGUAGCUUUCACUUGACACCAAAGACCAUUGACCAGAAAGUUCAUAAUGUUUCGUUUGCAUUUGACAUUAUGCGAGAUAUUGGUCUACCAAAACCUAAAGCUCGUCCCGAAGACAUCGUAAAUUUGGAUCUCAAGUCUACACUUCGUGUAUUAUAUAAUCUCUUUACGAAAUAUAAAGGGAUAAAUUAAGUAAAUCCUUUUCACAAUUAAUUGAUUUUACAUGCAAAGCUAUAAUAUAAUUAUACUAACGAUCGUGACAUGAUUCUCCUUUCCAUCCCUAUUAAACUGUUAUUAAAAAACUAUUUAUUGAAAAAUAUUUAAUACGAAUCUGCUUUUAGCUGUGUUUUUUAAAGAAUAUCUUAUCAAUUUUUUUCGUCCAUUUUUCUCAUAGCCAUAUUAUUAUCAUACAAAUUUUAUUUAUUUCGACGAGUAAAAAUGUAAAAAGAUACAGAGGAGAUUAUACAGAAAGGAUUAUAUAGCAUUAGAAGCUUUAAACAAUGUGCCUUUUUAUAUGCGUA